This is a messenger RNA of Arabidopsis arenosa, 1497 nucleotides long. The record is from the annotation of a GenBank genome assembly. Lineage: Eukaryota; Viridiplantae; Streptophyta; Magnoliopsida; Brassicales; Brassicaceae.
AUAAGUUCCAUUAUGCAUGACUCUUUAACACUAAAAUAAAGUAAAAAGAAUAAUAGUAUAUUGGUGAGAAUGUGCACAAACCCAAUCACUUCUAAACACGUGGCAGUGAUCGGAGCCGGAGCAGCCGGUAUCAUAACGUCUAGGGAGCUCCGUCGUGAAGGUCACAGUGUCGUUGUGUAUGAACGGGAGAAACAAGUUGGUGGUCUUUGGGUUUACACACCUAAAUCCGACUCCGACCCACUUAGCCUUGACCCGACCCGAUCCAAAGUCCACUCUAGCAUCUACGAGUCUCUCCGAACCAAUGUCCCGAGAGAAAGUAUGGGUGUCAGGGACUUCCCGUUUUUGCCACGUUUUGAUGACGAGUCAAGAGACCCGAGACGGUAUCCAAAUCACAGGGAAGUUCUUGCGUAUAUUCAAGACUUUGCUAAAGAGUUUAAAAUAGAGGAGAUGAUCCGGUUCGAGACCGAGGUGGUUCGGGUUGAACCGGUUGACGGGAAAUGGAGAGUCCAGUCCAAAAAAUCCGGCGGGUUCUUGAAAGAUGAGAUCUAUGACGCCGUCGUGGUUUGCAAUGGACAUUAUACUGAACCAAACAUUACUCAUAUUCCUGGUAUAAAAUCGUGGCCAGGAAAGCAGAUCCAUAGCCACAACUACAGAGUUCCUGAUCCAUUCGAAAACGAGGUGGUGGUGGUGAUUGGAAAUUUUGCGAGCGGUGCCGAUAUUAGUAGGGACAUAGCUAAGGUCGCGAAAGAAGUCCACAUUGCGUCUAGAGCAAGGGAACCCCACACAUUCGAAAAGAUUUCCGUUCCCCAGAACAAUCUAUGGAUGCAUUCCGAAAUCGACACAACCCAUGAAGAUGGGUCGAUUGUUUUCAAAAACGGGAAGGUGGUAUUUGCUGAUAGCAUUGUGUAUUGUACCGGGUACAAAUAUAACUUUCCAUUUCUUGAAACCAAUGGCUAUUUGCGCAUUGAUGAAAAACGCGUUGAACCUCUAUACAAGCAUGUCUUUCCACCCGCGCUUGCCCCCGGACUUUCUUUCGUAGGUGUACCAGCAAUGGGUAUAGUAUUUGUUAUGUUUGAAAUCCAAAGCAAAUGGGUGGCAGCAGUCUUGUCAGGACGUGUUACACUUCCUUCACCAGAAAAGAUGAUGGAAGAUAUUAAUGCUUGGUAUGCAUCGCUUGAUGCGUUAGGUAUUCCCAAGAGACAUACACAUACGAUAGGUAGAAUUCAGAGGGAGUACCUCAAUUGGGUCGCAGAAGAAUGUGGUUGUGAACUCGUUGAACGUUGGAGAGGUCAAGAAGUUGAUGGCGGAUACAUGAGACUUGUCGCCCAUCCAGAAACUUACCGUGAUGAAUGGGACGACGAUGAACUCAUAGAAGAAGCGUACAAUGAUUUUUCUAGGAAGAAGUUGAUUAGUUUUGAUCCUUCUUAUUACCUCGAAAAUGGAAGAUGAUUUGCGUCAAUAGUACCGACUUGAUUUCAAUAAAUUGCUAAACUAUUG